Molecule: messenger RNA, 4107 nt
Organism: Exaiptasia diaphana
Lineage: Eukaryota; Metazoa; Cnidaria; Anthozoa; Actiniaria; Aiptasiidae
Product: NACHT, LRR and PYD domains-containing protein 12
Cellular component (GO): cytoplasm
Source: RefSeq, a predicted model, not a curated record
GUCCUUGACUGCAAAUUUUCCUUGAAAAGUCCUUGAAUUUGGAGGAAAGGUCCUUGAAAAUGAUAAUUUAGUCCUUGAAUCAGUCUUGGUUGUUCUAAAGUAAUGUUUUGGGGAUCAAUUUAGCCAAGCUUUAAAGCAAAAUGACAAGUAUUCAAUCCUUUUUGCGAGACUUGCUGUACUGUUGUACAAUAUGGCGGCCAAGAAAUUAAUAGAGAUUGAGGGGAAUUUUCUCCAAAAGAAAAAGUUCUUAAAAAAUUUGACUGCAGUGUUAGUAAGUUUACUAACUGUAUUUUUCUCUUUGUAAUUGGAGUCCUUCAAUAUUGAAAAUAAAUUCUUAAAAAGUCCUUGAAUUUUGUAUGAACAAAUCUGUACGAACCCUGUUUGAAGCUAGUUACCUUGAUUUUUAUCUCGAAAAAGAAAGAAGUAACAAUUAUAGAGUGGAUUUCAUUAGUCAAAGUGUAAUGCUGCAUGAUACACUAAAAAGACAGAAGAAAAUCAGGCAAAAUAAAGACAGGACAGGAAAGAUAAAAGAAAUAUAAAAUGAUCAUAAUAAUUUGUAGAAAUUACUACGGCGCAAUUAGAAAUCACUAAACUGAGAAUAUGCAAAUAAUUAAUGAAUCAACGGUUUGCAUAUCGACAUAUACAGAAGGCGAGAACUAAAGAAAAAAAAAGGAAUUCAAGGGUACAUCGAAAAGCAUAAUAACAGUAACAUAAAGCUAACAAACAUAAAAGAACAAACAAAAAAAUCAACUUUCUUUUGUCUUCAUCUAUUUUAUUCCCUAAAUUUCAAUCCCCUUAUGAGUUUCUGAGUGUGUUUCACGGGUUAAUGAAAACCACUCUAUGCGUAUUCCUUUGUAUAAUCCAUACCAAUUUGCGAUAUUUUAUUUAGCACUGUUUCAAUAGUGCCGGUGCGUGCUGCACUAUGAGCAUAAGAUCAAAAAAGACUUACGGAUGAAAAUGAUGAAGAUAAAAGGAAGUUUUUUUCUGUUUAUUCUGGUCUUGUGUUUAAAUAGCUUAAUAUGUACUUCAUUCAAGUUUCUUUCUCGGCUUGAAGCCGACAUAACCAUAGCAACAAGAAUCACUUCGUGAAACAUACCGGGUCCAGGUUACGGUGAUAUAUUCUUUAUUCUUUUACCAGCGCCGCGAUCGAUUUGAUAGAUUUUGCUUAUGAUCUUUUCACAUUUUUUUAUAUAUUUUAUCAUUGCAGCGAAAAUUUUGCAUUCGCAUUAUCCUCAGAGAAUAUACUGUAGGAUGAAAGUUUGCUUUACAUAAAAUGAUUUUAGAAAGAAAAAAAAUAACGAGUGUAUUUUAAAGUUAAAGAAAGAAAGAAAAAAAAAUUGAAGCUGCUCGAUCGAGUCGAACCCGAGAGCGUCAGUUCAACGCCGCUAUUCAAGAAUGAUCUUGCAAGUAAAAUACACCUACUUGCAGAAACGUUGUCAUAGAAAAUAGACUAGAACAUUUGAAUUUAGUAAAAGGGAUAAAUUAAAACAAGACAAAAGAAAGCGUUCAGCCUCAGUGAUCUUCUUUUGUCUUGUUUUAAUUUAUUCCUUUUUACUAAAUACAAAUGUCCUAUUUUUUAUAUGACAACGAUUUCGCAAGUAGGUGUAUGUUAAACAAAUAUCUAAAGGAACAAUAAGAAUCAGUAUAUAUUUUAGUAAAAAAAAAGAAAAAGAAAGAAGGAAAGAAAAAAAUCGCUGAGAAGCGAUCGAGACGCGAAUUGAACCUGCGGUCCUAAGUUUGACGCUAUUCGYGUAUAAUAUUUUGUGUUAAAUCAAAAUAAUGGCUCGAAAAUAAUUAUUAAACAAAAUCUACAGAAAUAUUUGUUCGAGUAUCAUCUUGUUUCUAAAAUAUAACAAACGCGGCUCGUAAAUAUUAAUAAAAAUCAAACAUGACUAGAACUCUGGACUAUAAUUUUAGUUAAAAAAGAAAGAAAGAAAAAAGAAAGAAUUUUUCAGAGGUGAGGACCGAACCUUGAAACUCUGGUUUAAGGGUCCCUUGGGAUUGCUAAACUUCGACGUGACCGUGGCCUGGACACGGUAAUGAAAAUAAUCAACUGGUUAAAGACAAACGAAUAACAGUACUGUUUCCUUAUUUCCUCUAAACUGGUGUUUUCCUUUUUUCCCAGAUAUGGAAUUGUACUCGAAAAAACUCAAGAAAACCAUACUAAAGCAAACAGAACUUGAACUACAGCCAAAAGGAAUAAUACAAUCAAUGAAAACUGAUGAUAUUUUUACGAACUUGAUUGUUCACCAUGGGAAAAAAAGAUGCCCAGAACUUUUGCCACAACAAAUUCAAAGACCUCAUGGAUAUCACCCUGAUCGUAAGACGCUGACUGAAAUCAAGCAAUGUAGUGAGAUUUUUGUUGACGAGGACGAAAAAGACACUACCGUCAAGAGAAUAUUACUUUCAGGUGAACCAGGCGUAGGGAAAACACUGUUCUCGCAGAAACUUCUUCGUGAUUUGUCUACCAAUUCCAUAUCGCUCCCUGAAAUUAAGUUUACUUACCUCAUAACGUUUAGACAAUUGAACAAUUUUUCCAACGAAGAAACGUUGAACCUCAGAGAACUGCUAAAUCUUUGCCCUUUAUUGAACGAUGGAACCAUGAUAGACGAGAAUGUGAUGGACUACAUUCUUCAGCAUCAAGAGCAGUUAUUGAUUGUUCUGGAUGGCUUUGACGAAUAUAAAGACAGCAACAAAAUGCUCGGAGAUUUUGAAAGUCAAUUUCCUAAUGAUAGUAAAACCAAGAAGCCAGUAGCAGCUCUUCUAAGCAAACUAAUCAGAAAAAAAAUCUUGGCCGAUGCUGUCAUCAUGGUUACUUCCAGGCCGACCGAAGCGAACGCUUUAGACAAAGAAAUGCACCCUGAUCACUAUGUCGAAAUUACAGGAUUCUCAGAAUCAGAGGUUAUUGCAUAUGUUAAGAAGUAUUUUAGUACAAAACCAGAAGAAGUAAAAAACGUAGCACUUCGUAAGGUUYAAGAAAGCGCGCACUACAUUUCAUUUGGUCGCGUUCCUUUCCGUUGUUUGUUGAUGUGUGUGUUCAUCGAGUGGAAAAUCAAAAAACACGAUAAUUUAUGUCCUCUCACACUUACAGAGUUUUAUUUUCAAGUAAUUCAAUGUAUAGAAGAGAAUUACAACAAAGCAAUACUUAGCUUAGAUGACAAAGCCGCUUCGUUGGCUGUUGACAAAACGCUCGAUAAUUUUUCAAAGUUGGCGGCUCUUUUAGCCGAACAAAAGAGAUUUAGUUUUACCUCACAAGACCUAGAAAACCUAAAAUUAUCAGAAAAUGAAUUAUUGUACAUAAAAUCUAGUAAUCUUAUAUUUUGUUAUCCUGUUUCAAGUAAUAAUUCGCCAUUUCAAAAGCCAAUCUGUGAAUAUAGCUUCACGCACUUGACCAUUCAAGAGUUUUUUGUUGCUCGGUAUUUGGUGAAGAAACGCGUAAUGGCGGCAGAAGAAAGCUCUGAAAUGGUGUACACAUUCAUGAGCGGUUUGUUAGGUUUAAAUGAUAAUAAUGAAUUAAUGSUAGAACUACUAGAGUGUCUAGGUAAACAUAUUAAAGAUGAAGGUAGACUAAGACUGGUGUCAUUGCGAUGCCUGCACGAGUUUGGUCAAGACAAACGCUUGACAAGACAAGAACUAAAUACAAACCGUGACUACAGAUACUGGUAUCGUGAUGGGGAGAUUGUAUUACAUCAUGUAACCGACACGGACUGUGAUGCAAUCGCUAUGUUAGUAGAAUCCACUGCUACAUCAAUAUCAUCACCACCACACGCAUUGUACAUUGAAUGGUCACGGACUAUAACCAUUACUGGGAUAAAGAGAUUGAUGUCAUCACUCAUUAUUACAAACUGUUCAAUAACUAGACUGGAGCUGGUGUGGAGUUAUUUGAAUGAUGAACAUGUAAAGUGUUUGUGUAAAGAUUUACAAAAGACAAAAAUAACCGAGCUAAUCCUGCAGGGUAAUGAAAUAACUGAUGGUGGAGUGUAUGACAUCAUGAAACACUUACACAGUAAUCUCACCUAUCUAGACCUGGAUAUUCUGCACCGACCUCAACGAUCCCGCAGCAGCGUUGAUAAAACAACGUACAAGUAUAACCUUCCAAACAACUAG